CUUUAUAAACAUUAUGUGGUUUGUCGUCAACUUCAAAAAAGACAACACAGUUGACGUUGUACCAAGUAGUUGGUACAAAAAUGGGCUGUGUGCUUGGCCAAUAAAAUGUUCCAAUACCAAAAAAAUUGUUCAAAAAAAAUUUCCACCAAACAAAAAAGACUUCAAAUGGCAUAUUGCUAGAAAGCUGGGAUCCUGUUAUGAUACAUAUGAAGAAGCGAAAUACAAGGCUAAAAUUGCUCAAGAAUCUUCUGAUCUAUCAGGAACUGAAUAUAUAUUAAAAGACCGUAAAGUAAGAGCCAAAAUGAUUGAUAAUUCACCAUCACCAUCACCAAAAAAAAAAGCUAUUAAAAGUCCACCUGAUAUAUUUUUGAACAAAGAUUUAGUUAGUGAAUGUGAAUCAAAUGAUGACUCAGAUUUAGAUCCAGAUUAUGCCUUACACAUAGCAGAUACAAGUCAAAUAUUUUUAAAUUAUGAUAAUGCCGAUGAUAACUCUCCAAAUGAAAAAUCUUUGACCACAACAAAAACAAUAUCAGAUUCUAAACUAUUGAAACCACAAAAAAAGUUCCUAAGCUAUACCCAACCUACUAAAGGUUCAAAAUCCAACCAUUUAUUUGAUGCCUCAUCAUAAAUAGAAAUAAGAUCACCUCAAUUGCAGUGCACUUUUCCAAUAAAAAGAAAACUUUUUGAUGAUGAACAAGAAUCUUUCAAAUCAAAUGAUUUUUUCAAGACAUCAUAUUUUGAGCAAAGUACUAGUAAAAAAAUGCCUGAUGAAGAGUUAUCCCUUCCUUUGAAAACAUCUUCUAAUA
Sipha flava (yellow sugarcane aphid) is the source of this 806-nucleotide messenger RNA. RefSeq lists its product as uncharacterized. Lineage: Eukaryota; Metazoa; Arthropoda; Insecta; Hemiptera; Aphididae. The record is from RefSeq and is a predicted model, not a curated record.